AUGACUAUUGAGUGCCGUAACUGUGACGUUUGUUCCGCAAAAAGCAAAAGCAAAAUAGAAAUUACUAGCACAAGUUUGAAAAACAGAGGUCCAGAGAAGUCCAACACAAGUCCAAGCGUAUAUUUGUGAUUGAGCUAACAGAUCCAGGAUUGUUGAUUGUGAGUAGACUAAGUGUUUGUUGAAAGAGAAAUGGCAAGGAGAGCAGACGAAGAGUACGAUUACUUGUUCAAGAUUGUGUUAAUCGGAGAUUCUGGAGUUGGCAAAUCCAAUUUGCUCUCCAGAUUCACUAGAAAUGAGUUCUGUUUGGAGUCUAAAUCUACUAUCGGCGUUGAAUUUGCCACUCGUACUCUCAAGGUAGAGGGAAGGAUCAUUAAGUCUCAGAUCUGGGACACGGCUGGACAGGAGAGAUAUAGAGCCAUUACAAGCGCAUACUAUAGGGGUGCUCUUGGUGCUCUUCUGGUAUAUGAUGUGACAAAACCCAUUUCCUUUGAAAAUGUCAGCCGGUGGUUAAAGGAACUGAGGGAUCAUGCAGACUCCAAUAUUGUGAUUAUGCUGAUUGGAAACAAGACAGAUCUGAAGCAUCUGCGAGCAGUUGCUACAGAGGAUGCUCAAAGCUAUGCUGAAAGAGAAGGGCUUUCUUUCAUAGAAACAUCAGCCUUGGAGGCAACAAAUGUUGAGAAGGCUUUCCAGAUGAAUCUUUCGGAAAUUUAUCGGAUAAUCAGUAAGAAGUCACUCUCUUCAGAAAACCCUGCACCUGCUAACAUUAAAGAAGGGAACACUCUUGUUGUUGGAGCAGAGGAGAUAAACACCAAGAAAGCUUGUUGCUCUGCAUCUUAAUGAUUCAUCACUUCUUUCAAUCCGCUGUUUGAUUCCUUAUUUUCAAUCGAUUGCUUUUAUAUUUGUUUUAUAUUUUCUAUCAAUUGUCUUGAUCCUUUUGUUAUAAUUAUUGUAAUUAAAUUUUGAACUUGUUCUUGAUUUAUUCUAUGU
This is a messenger RNA of Solanum verrucosum, 987 nucleotides long. RefSeq names its product ras-related protein RABA2a-like. Gene Ontology annotation, molecular function: GTP binding; GTPase activity. Bases 190 to 837 code for a protein of 215 amino acids. Lineage: Eukaryota; Viridiplantae; Streptophyta; Magnoliopsida; Solanales; Solanaceae. The transcript has 2 exons. Gene Ontology annotation, cellular component: endosome. The record is from RefSeq and is a predicted model, not a curated record.